AAUAUUGGACUAUACGUUGUUCCUGUAUUAUACUUAUACAUUUUGUUCUAUUCUACUGUGCCAUUUACUUAGUAUGAUCUUGUAUUUCUUGUGGCAAAGUACCUCGUUUACUGGCUACUUGAGCCAUCUCCAUUGUAGCUAGUUUGUUCCUAAGAAAAAAAAAACGUUGCUGACAGUUGAGUACAGCUGCAACGUCAGAGAACAGACAGAAAAAAACAAGAGGGAAGAUGAGUCAAAGCGAGCAGCAACAGCAGGAUGAAAUCCCAGCAUACCUCAAAGAUGAGCAUCCAGCAGACGGUAACAAGGAUCACCCCGCGCCCCAGCCAGGCAUGUUCUCCAGAGUGACUGGAGGACUCUUCAGUGUCACUAAAGGUGCUGUGGGAGCCACUGUGGGUGGGGUGGCCUGGAUAGGAGGGAAGAGCUUCGACCUGACCAAGACCGCUGUCACCUCAGUGGCCGCUGUACCUGGCAUUGGGGUGGGGCUGGUGAAAGGAGGGGUGUGUGCUGUAGCUGGAUGCGUGUCUGCAGUAGGCUCAGCGGUGGCCAAUAAAGUUCCUAUUGGAGGAGGCAAGAAGAAGGACAAGUCUGACUGAGGAGGGGACGGACGGCGAUGCCGUUUUGGGUCUCAUGUCUGUUUCGUCUACAGUGUGAAGGGGCCUGGAGGGCUACAGAGGAUUCAAAGUUGUGUGUGUGUUCUCUUUUUGUGGAGGCCUACACUCUGAUCCGCAAGUGUCUAUGGACCACUCUCAUUAUGUGGCGGCCUGGUCACAGAGGGGGAGACUAAUUAAGUGGUUUCCUGGUCAGUAGUGCAGGGGCCACCGCACCCGUCUUUGUCUGCAAUAAUAACCAGUGACUCAAACUGUUGGAAUAUGAAAUGACUGACUGUGAAUGUUGUAUUUACUCUGUAGAUAAAAACCAGCCAAGAAAAUAUUAGGCCUAUUUUAUUGCUUAGUAUUUGUUCCAUCUCCUGGUCGCUGUUUAAAAAACAGGCCAAGAACAUUUUCACAAUGUUUAAGGCGGUGUUCAUGUUCACUGCUGUGUUUGGCAGUCAGACAAUCAGUGAUCGAUGCCUAGUCCAGCACCUCUAACAGUAAAUAAAAAGGAUCUCAUGGGGGGGGGUUUGGUGCUGGGACUGCACAGGGGGUUACUACCUUGACCCCCGAGCAGAGGUGUGGUUCAGAUCGAAGAAGCCAGCACCGGGCUGCUCCAACCACCGAGGCAGCGCCUUGUUUUGAAAAGCAUUGGUAACGGUGGGGAGUUGAUGGCUGCACUCCAUCUCUCUGAUUGAUUCUAUUUCUGAGAUUACGGACUCUAUGCGUCUGGGGCCCAGCCGCUCAGCCUUGGUGCUCUUUCCCACAACAACACUCAUCACUCUCCCACCCCUCCCCAAUAAUUACCGCGGCACGCUGGGGUUUCAACGCUACCUGCAAGGGCUAUGGUAGACUGAACACUGCUAGGGAAGUCGAUGUUCCUGACUAGAUGUUUAUGCUGGUGGAUAUUGUUUUCUUUUGUUUUUUCUUCUUCCCCUGUAAAGUAUACAAUUUAUAUCUCAAACUCCCCAUUCCUGAUGUGAGGGGGAUUUUUUUCUUUUUUCGUAGGGAUAUUAUUUCUCCAAUGACAAAGUAGUUUUAGGAUCCGUUUCCCCUUUGAUGGUAUGGACUCUUCAUUUUUUUCACUGAUGGUGCGUUGAAUCACAGAGCUCUGUCACUGCUGUUCCUUCCUCUCUCGCUAUAUUUUGAUCUUUCACUUUACAGCAAGGUGCCUUAUUCCCACAAGAAAGCCUGAACUAAAGUAACUUAUUCAUAUUUUUAACCUACCACUAAUAUAUCUAUCAUCUUAUUCCGUAGUCCACAUCUUGUUCUACUGCCAAAAAACAAACUAGCCUACUUUAGCAUGAACCAUUUCUGAAUACAUUUAAGGAGUUGUCUUUUUCUAUUGUUUGUAUUAGAAAUAAAAUGUAUUCAUAUUAUUAAUAUACAGUUCCAGUCAAGUUUGGACACCCUUUGCCUUGAUGACAGCUUUGUACACUCGUGGCAUUCUCUCAACCAGCUUCAUGAGGUAUGAAUGCAUUUUAAUUAACAGAUGUGCCUUGUUAAAAGUACAUUUUGGGAAUUUCUAGGUUUGAGCCAAUCAGUUGUGUUGUGACAAGGUAGGGGUGGUAUACAGAAGAUACCCCUUUUUGGUAAAACACCAAGUCCAUAUUAUGGCAAGAACCACUCAAUUAAGCAAAGAGAAAUGACAGUACAUCAUUAGUUUAAGACAUGAAGGUCAGUCAAUAUGGAACAUUUCAAGUGUCUUCAAGUGCAGUCGCAAAAACCAUCAAGCACUAUGAUGAAACUGGCUCUCAUGAGGACCGCCACAGGAAAAGACCCAGAGUUACCUCUGCUGCAGAGGAUAAGUUCAUUAGAGUUACCAGCCUCAGAAAUUGCAUCCCAAAUAAAUGCAAAUAAGUACAAGACACAUCUCAACAUCAACUGUUCAGAGGAGACUGCGUGAAUCAUGCCUUCAUGGUCGAAUUGCUGCAAAGAAACCACUACUAAAGGACACCAAUAAUAAGAAUAGACUUGCUUGGGCCAAGAAACACUAGCAAUGGAUAUUAGACCGGUGGAAAUCUGUCCUUUAGUCUGAUUUUUAGCCAUGUCUUUGAGAGAUGCAGAGAAGGUGAACGGAUGAUCUCGGCAUGUGGUUCCCACCGUGAAGCAUGGAGGAGGAGGUGUGAUAGUGUGGGCUGCUUUGCUGGUGACACUGAUUUAUUUAGAGUUCAAGGCAAGCUUAACCAGCAUGGCUACCACAGCAUUCUGCAGCGAUACGCCAUCCCAGCUUGUUUGCGCUUAGUGGGAGUAUCAUUUGUCUUUCAACAGGAUAAUGACCCAACAAAUCUCCAGGCUGUGUAAGGGAUAUUUGACCAAGAAGGAGCAUAAUGGAGUGCUACAUCAGAUGACCUGGCCUCCACAAUCACUCGACCUCAACCCAAUUGAGGUGGUUUGGGAUGAGUUGGACCGCAGAGUGAAGGAAAAGCAGCCAGCAAGUACUCAGCAUAUGUGGGAACUCCUGCCCUGGGGCGGCAGGGUAGCAUAGUGGUUAGAGCGUUGGACUAGUAACCGGAAGGUUGCGAGUUCAAAUCCCCGAGCUGACAAGGUACAAAUCUGUUGUUCUGCCCCUGAACCGGCAGUUAACCCACUGUUCCUAGGCCGUCAUUGUAAAUAAGAAUUUGUUCUUAACUGACUUGCCUGGUUAAAUAAAGGUUAAAAAAAAACAGCUGCAAAAGCAUUUCAGGUGAAGCUGGUUGAGAGAAUGCCAAGAGUGUGCAAAGCUGUCAUCAAGGGAAAGGGUGGCUACUUUGAAGAAUCUAAAAUCUAUUAAGAUUUGUUUAACACUUUUUUUGGUUACUACAUGAUUCCAUAUGUGUUAUUUCAUAGUUUUGAUGUCCUCACAAUUUUUCUACAAUGUAGAAAAUAAUACAAAUAAAGAAAAACCCUUGAAUGAGUAGGUGUGUCCAAACUUUUGACUGGUACUGUAGUUCUCUACCAAAGUAUUUGACUAUUAAUCAGCGGAGUCUUAAAAUUGGGUGUGUAACAUCACAUGGAUAUUUCUUGUGUUAAUGUUUUGUCUAUAAUUUAAUGGAAAAAUGAAUGAGCCUCAGAGCAGUUGUUUUGCCCGUUUGUCAUUAAGGUUUGACUGUGUGAAUAGGAACUAGGAUAAUCAGUUGUUUCCUAUUUGUUUGGCUUGUCAACACUGCAGAGAUUAAUUUCUGUAGCCCCCUCCCCUAGCUCCUACCUCUGUUUUCUAAUCUAAAAUGUCUGUAUAGUCAAUAUAAUAGUAGAGACACCUAGCCUGUAAAAUUGGCUGCCUAAUCCCAAAUCUGACCCGUAGGCACUUUGUGUAGAUGUGAGAGGAUUGGAUUACGCAAUAUGUUAAUAGUGCCACGUUUCCCUCUGUUAUUGCUCUCCAAUCCUUUCAGGUCUACACACAUGCAUAGGGGGUUGAGCCUAGGGGCCUCCACCAUGUCCCUUUUACUUACUCUGUAUCUAGUCUUCUGUGAACACCGAAUGGGUAAGGGCUAAGUGAAGGGUUUUAGAGUCCGAAAUGGAACUGGUUCCAUGACGAUAAAAAUGACAGUUAUAUUUUCAAAGCCAAACUGGUGGACGUUUCAUCUUGAGAUAUUUCAGCAACAGAGCAGUAAAUGAGUCCAUUUGAGUACAGUUCCAGAGUCCAGUUGUAAUAUCGGUAUACUGUCUGAUAGUCUACUCUCAGGAUGAGGCAACCUCAGGCUGUCACACUGGAAUGACUGAUUCCUCACCACGCUACAUAGACAUAGGCAAACAGUUGUGGUAAUACAGACCUUUCACACUUUUCCAAAGCAGUUGUACUACUGAGUAUACAGUAGGAAGACCUUCAUAAUAUUGAGUUGAGCCCAGAACAGACUAAAUUUGUCGGGGCGUGGACUCUACAAGUUGUCAAGUGUUCCACAGGGAUGCUGGCCCAUGUUGUCGCUAAUGCUUCCCACAGUUGUGUCAAGUUGGCUGGAUGUCCUUUGGGUGGUAGACCAUUCUUGAUACACACAGGAAAUUGUUGGCUGUGAAAAACCCAGCAGCGUUGCAGUUCUUGACACAAACCGGUGCGCCUGGCACCUACUACCAUACCCCGUUCAAAGGUAUUUAAAUCUUCUGUCUUGCCCAUUCACCCUCUGAAUGGCACACAUACACUAUCCAUGUCUCAAUUGUCUCUAGGCUUAAAAAUCGUUCUUUAACCUGUCUCUUCCCCUUCACCUACAACAAUUUGAAGUGGAUUUAACAAGUGACAUCAAUAUGGGAUCAUAAUUUUCACCUGGUCAGUCUGUCAUGGAAAGAGCAGGUGUAUUUUAUGUUUUUUUUAUACUCUGUAUAUACUGUAUGGCACUCACAUAAAAACAAAUUACUUGUAGAGAAUGAAUUGCCAAAUGUUGUAUGAUAUGACUUAAGGUUGAGCAGUUUUUUUUAACGGACGAAGCAUGUAUUUCAGUAGGAAAGUACAACCGUGAAAUGGUACUAGAUUUUCUAUAGAAUCUGCAUGUCCAUGACUCUCGUCAUGAACUGUGUUAGUGCUUUUGUCUUAGAAAUGUGUCUGUUUCUCACUUAUUAUGAGGAAGAGGUGGUGAGAAAUCUAAAAUGGAUCUCCCCUGCCAUCUAGACAGUCUAGAAUUCACACACUGUCAAUGUGUAACUGGGAAGCCCAGUUCUUCUUCCCUGUUCCACUGUCUAUCAGUGCCUGGAGGGAAUUGACGUGCGGCAGCUUCACACAGGGACUGUAACCUUGAGCCCCCUGUGCAUUAGUCGUAUGAGUUGGUGGCGAUACCGUAGCUUUCACACUCGGGGGAUGAAGGAGAUGAAAUGCCCCAGCCUUUUCCUCAGCUGCUAACAAGGUUGUGAUUCAACCUUUUCGAGGAAUCAAUAAUGAGACCCAUUGGUGCGAAGUCCAGGAGCUAGAGAUUUUACCCUUCAUAGACCCAAUUUAAGUGGUGGCUGCUGAGAGCGAGGCUAAGGUGACUGUUCCAAGAGUGAAGAAGAAAUAAAUCACUUAUACCUUUUUAUAUCACUGCUCACUGUUCCGCUUAACACGGUCAUAAUGCCUCUUGACCAUCAUAGAAACAGAAUCUAAGUAGACUUAUGUGGGUCAUUGUAACUAGCGGUUGAUUAAUUAUGUGUGAUUAAAAUAUGCUUUAAAUCUGA
Molecule: messenger RNA, 5708 nt
Organism: Oncorhynchus nerka (sockeye salmon)
Lineage: Eukaryota; Metazoa; Chordata; Actinopteri; Salmoniformes; Salmonidae
Product: transmembrane protein 263-like
Exons: 3
Coding region: 228-593 (121 amino acids)
Source: RefSeq, a predicted model, not a curated record